Molecule: messenger RNA, 2028 nt
Organism: Linum trigynum
Lineage: Eukaryota; Viridiplantae; Streptophyta; Magnoliopsida; Malpighiales; Linaceae
Source: the annotation of a GenBank genome assembly
UUCCAACCCUAAUCUAUUGAUAACUCAUAAAAAAUGUACGUAAUCAUAAUUAAAUGAUUCUUACACAUGAUCAUCUCAUCGUCUACCAAUAAAAACACGAAAGAUCUUAGUUCCCACUCAUUUUCUUAAGGCAAUAAGACAAUAGCUUAGUUUGGCCCUGCGGUAGCUUUUGCAGAAGCAGCUUCUGCUGGAGCUUUUAGAUAAGUACUUUUCAAAAAAAGCAGUUGAUUGUUUGGCUGUAAAACUAUUAGAAGUGCUUUUUAAUAUGAGAGGUUGUGUAAAAUGACUAUAUAGGACUUAUAAUAUAAAAUAUGAAUAAAAAUUCUAAACAAUAAAAAGUAGUCAAAAUGGAUCUUGUUAGAUUUCUUUUAUAUUAAAUAAUAUGAUUUUAUAAUUUAUUUUAUUUUUAAAAUGAUAUAAAUGAAGAAAAUUUAUAUUUUCUGAAAUAAAAUUAAAAUAUGGUAAGGAUAAUCUUGUAUUUUCAAAACAGCUUUUCGCAGAAGCUCCAAAUCGUAGCUUCUGCUUUUAUGCUAUACAAAAGCGCUAGACUUUUCAAAAGCCGAGCUUUUACAGGUGUUUGGCCCUGCUUCAGCUUUUGAAGCCGAAAAGCACUUCUAAAAGCCUGGCCAAACAUAGGGAAUGAGCUUCUACCCCCUUAUUGCCACACCUUGAGCUGAACUAUACAUGAUUCCAAGUUUCACCCCAGGUAGAUAACAAUAAGGCUUAAUUGCAAGUUUGGUCACCCGAAUUGCUUAAAAAUUUCACGUUUGCCACUCAAAUUGAUUUAUUCCAUUUAUAGUAACUCGAAUUAGUUGAACCGUCCAAGUUCGGUCACUCUCCGUUAACCUCCGUUAGACUCCGUUAAUGACGACCGUUAAGUGAUGACGUGGCUAACAGAAUGACACAGUCAGCACAUUUAAACAUUAAAAAACGACGACCCGACCCGACAGCUCAGCCUUACCCGCCCUGUCAGCCAUUCUUGCCCAACCCGCGAACCAACCCAAUUAAUUGACCCUAAACCCAAACCCGAGACCCAUUCCCAAUUCUUAUAUCUACCUCCUUGUUCCCAUCGUCUCCAGCUCCUCUCCACUUUACUCCUUUCCCUCCCAUGGCUUCUUGUUGACUUCCGCCUCACCUUAUUCUCCUUCAUCUUCUCCAUCCAGUUCCUCUCAGUUCUCUCCCCGAUCGCUUCGAAUCCGAAGAAAAUCGAAGGAGGAAAACAACAAAUGGCGGUUGACCUAAUGAGUUUCAGGAAGGUCGACGAUCAGAUUGCGAUCCAGGAAGCAGCCGCUCAAGGCUUGCAGAGCAUGGAGCACCUAAUCCGCGUCAUGUCUCGUCACCAACAGCAGUCCAACAGCCACACCACCGCCGCCGAUUGUACGGAUCUCACGGAAGUCACCGUCUCCAGGUUCAAGAAGGUCAUCUCCCUCCUCAACCGCACUGGCCACGCCCGCUUCCGCCGCGCUCCCCUCCACCCUAAUUCCUCCUCUUCCUCCUCCUCCUCCGCCCCCGCUGCCGCCGGAUCGCCACCGCUUUCUUCGUCCACAGCGCCUUCUCCACCUCAAUCGAUCACAGGUUUGGGCUUAGGGUCAAUUAAUUGGGUUGGUUCGCGGGUUGGGCAAGAAUGGCUGACAGGGCGAGUAAGGCUGAGCUAGCGGCUCGGGUCGGGCCGUCGUUUUUUAAUGUUUAAAUGUGCUGACUGUGUCAUUCUGUUAGCCACGUAAUCACUUAACGGUCGUCAUUAACAGAGGUUAACGGAGAGUGACCGAACUUGGACUAUUCAACUAAUUCGAGUGACUAUAAAUGGAAUAAAUCAAUUUGAGUGGCAAACGUGAAAUUUUUAAGCAAUUCGGGUGAUAAUUGUCAAAACAUAUUGAUUUUGCGUGCUUAAUGGGAUUAUUUUCAUGAUGUGUUUGAGAUCUAUAAUACUUGUUUGAGCUCCAACUAAGCCUGGAAUGGUUAUAAAACCAUUACCAUCAAGUGCCAAAUGUUUUAUAUAUUUCAGAUAAAUGAAACGAGAAAUUUGCA